This is a messenger RNA of Cucurbita pepo subsp. pepo (vegetable marrow), 583 nucleotides long. Its product is annotated as Heavy metal transport/detoxification superfamily protein. The record is from RefSeq and is a predicted model, not a curated record. Gene Ontology annotation, molecular function: metal ion binding. Lineage: Eukaryota; Viridiplantae; Streptophyta; Magnoliopsida; Cucurbitales; Cucurbitaceae.
AAUUUCCAUAUCUUCAAAUAAAUAUUUUACAUUUAUUUUAUUUUAUUUUCUCCCAUUUUCCCCAGAAUAUGACGACUUUGGAGCUCCGAGUCCAUAUGGAUUGCCCCGGUUGCGAAAGCAAAGUCCGGAGCUCGCUCCAAAAAUUAAAAGGUGUCGACAACGUUGAAAUCGACAUGUCGUUACAGAAAGUGACGGUAACCGGGUGGGCGGAGCAAAAGAAGGUUCUGAAAGCGGUUCGGAAAACCGGUCGUCGAGCGGAGCUGUGGCAGUUACCGUACAACCCGGAGCACGGUAACGAGAGUGAUCCGUACCCACAGCACCAUUUAAAUGGGCCCGUCCCAAAUUUCUAUGGGCCCCAGCCCACAUCGACUUACAACUAUUACAAACAUGGGUACGAUAAUCAUGACCAGGCCCAUCACCAAAACUUCUCCACACAUUCCAACAUCUUCGGCCGCCAGACUGGCUCCGUGUUUAGUGACGACAAUGUCAAUAAUUGCUCUAUUAUGUAAUCAUUACUCUCUUAAUCUUCUGCUUAAGGAUCUAAAAAUGACUCUUUGUUUGACAAUAAUAAUAAUAUUGUACA